Quercus robur (English oak) is the source of this 948-nucleotide messenger RNA. RefSeq lists its product as uncharacterized. The transcript has a single exon. Gene Ontology annotation, molecular function: nucleic acid binding; RNA-DNA hybrid ribonuclease activity. The record is from RefSeq and is a predicted model, not a curated record. Bases 1 to 948 code for a protein of 315 amino acids. Lineage: Eukaryota; Viridiplantae; Streptophyta; Magnoliopsida; Fagales; Fagaceae.
AUGCACUUGUGGCAUAUUGUGGCAAAUUGCUUACCUACUAAAGAUCGUUUAGCCAGACUCUGUGAUUUAGAUGAUGUCCUUUGCCCUCUUUGCAAGGAUGCUGAAGAAUCUAGCCUUCAUCUCUUUAUCUCUUGCCCCUUUACGAGAGCUGUGUGGUUUAAUUCCCAAUGGGGACUAAGGUUAGAAAAUCUGAACUUAAACUCUCCUUCUCAUCUUAUUGGGGUCUUUCUUAAUCCUCUCGCUGAAGGUAAUAUUGUGGGAGUUAAAAGGGAUGAAUUCUUAUUGUUUGGGGCUAUCAUUUGCGAAGCCAUUUGGAGGGCUAGAAACCAAGCUAUCUUUGAAGGCAAAGAAACUAAUCCAAUUGAGCUAUGCCAGAAAGUUGAUAAGUCCAUAGGUGAGCACAAAAUGCCCAUAGCAACUCAUUCGGGCUUCCAAUUGCUGAAACAAGUUCAAAGGUGGAAGAAACCACCCAGAGAUUCAAUCAAAAUAAAUGUUGAUGCUGCUUUCAAAGAUGAUAAAUCCUCCAUUGCAGCGGUUGCUAGAGAUUGGAGAGGUGAAGUGGUUUUUGCUUGUGCUAAGAGAGUAUAUUCCAACCUCCCUCUUCAGGCAGAAGCAAAAGCCAUUAAAUGGGCUUUAAGUUUAGCUAAAAGUAUUGAUGCAGCUACUAUAAUUGUGGAGAGUGACUCCAAAGGCUGUGUAGACGCUCUAGCUCCUUCUGGUAAUCAGGUUCCCUGGAGAAUUAGAGGUUUAUGCAAUGAAAUUCUCAACUUGUUGUCACUUAUUCCUGGCUGUCAUGUCGCCUGGAUCCCUAGGGGGGCAAAUAAAGCAGCUCAUUCUCUAGCUAAGUGGUCAUUUGUGAAUAAUGUUUUUGGUUCUUUCAAUGUAGGUUUCAGCCCUUCCUAUUUUGAGCUUAUCAUUAUGGAUGAUGCUCUUUUUUCCUCUUUGUAG